This is a messenger RNA of Tachysurus vachellii, 3497 nucleotides long. RefSeq names its product testis specific protein Y-linked (gene tspy). The coding region runs from base 357 to 1961 and encodes 534 amino acids. The transcript is spliced from 7 exons. Gene Ontology annotation, biological process: nucleosome assembly. Gene Ontology annotation, molecular function: histone binding; chromatin binding. NCBI's taxonomy places the organism in Eukaryota, Metazoa, Chordata, Actinopteri, Siluriformes, Bagridae. Gene Ontology annotation, cellular component: chromatin; nucleus. The record is from RefSeq and is a predicted model, not a curated record.
GGCUUCAGCCAAAUGGCGAACGGAAGGACAAAUUAUAAACAAGUACGCGGAACUGGAAAACACGAGGCCUUGUCACACAUAUAAGUAAGAGAAUUUUACACUUUCUUGCAGACCGAAACAGCAGUAUUGCAAAGGAAGGGAAGCAGUCACUGUUGAUAGUUAGUAUAGAACUGAGCUAGGCCUCUAAACUCUAGCUUUCUCGACAGAGGAUAAGUGCAAACGGGUUAGCUUGCUAUCCAGCUAGUUGACUAACCUAGUUAAUCAGUAAGAUCAACCAUAUCAGGGGAAAAGCACAUCAGUAAGCCGCCAAGCAAUCAUUUUAAGCACGGUAUAAAGUUUUUGCUGUUAAUUAUAUCAUGAAUACAACGUCGGACUGCAGUAAUAAGCCGUCCGAAUGUAAUAAGAGAAGCGCGAGCCCGCGGCAGCAGGAGGACUCCCCGCUGUCCAAACAGCCCAAAGUAGAUGAGGAGGAAGAUGGAGAGAGCGAGUCGCGUGAACGCGCGCAAAAAUACGUCGUUCGAUUAAAGCACAAAAAUGGCGCGUCAGAGAACAGCGGUGCUUCUGAAUUCUCUGAAAACAUCACGCAAAAUGCAAAUGGGACAGAAAACGCCAGUGAAAAGGAACGGAAGGACAGAGAUGGAGAGACGUUUGAAGGCCGGACGGCGCGCUCGGAUUGCGCAACGAUAGUCGCAGCUGAAGCACUCGCGAGCCUCACCGGUUGCGGGGACCAAGGUACUGAAACUCCUUGUUCAUCCAAACAAGCCCUCGGUGAAAACACGGCUAGUAAAGCGAGCCGUGCAGAGCUGGAGCGCACUGGGCGUGCGACUGACAGCUGCUCGGUUUACGCGCUGAAACGUGUUGGUGAAGAGGCACAGGUGCGCGCGCGCUGCGCAGAUGAGGAAGAGGAGGACGAUGGUGACUCCCUCCCCGGGUCCUCUUUGACAGCCAGCUCGUCUGAUGAUGACGACGACGAGGAUGAUCAGGAGCGCGAGGAGUGCUCCAUCGUAUCGGUGCAAAUGGCACCCGAGCUGCGGCGCUCUGUCGCGCUCUUGGCCCAAGUGCAGAUGCGUCUGGACGCACUGGAGAAGAAGGGCGCGCGUCUGCAUCGACGCCUGGAGCUCAGGUUGGGCCGUCAGCGGCGUCCUCACCUCGAACAGCGCGCUGCCAUCGCGCAGAGUAUCCCGGGCUUCUGGCUCACUGCUCUUCUCAACCAUCCACAUCUGUCAGCCCAGAUUGAUGAAAACGAUGAAGAUGCUCUCAGCUACAUGAUCAAUUUGGAGAUCGAGACUUUCAAAAACAACAAACUUGGCUACCGGAUUUGCUUCCAUUUCCGUAGGAAUCCGUUCUUUCAGAACAAAGUCAUAGUAAAAGAGCUUCAUCUUGGAUUGGGAGGCUCCCCUGUUUCUUUCUCAAAUCCAAUUGUUUGGCAUCAUGGACAGUCCUUGACAAGGAAUGGAGAACCAAGGCGAAAUUCACGUGGAGUUUAUGAGAGUUUCUUCCAUUGGUUCGAUGACCAUAGCAGUCCUGGAAUGGAUGAAAUAGCACAGAUCCUGAAAGAUGACCUGUACAAAGACCCUCUUAGGUACUACCUGACACCAUUGUGGGAGCCACAAGAAAAUGGCAGCACAUCCAAACCACCCCAAAACAGUAAUGGCGAUGAGUGUGUGAUCAUCUCGGAUUCAGAUGAUGAUGAUGAUCAGGAAUUGGUGUCACAGGAUCGACAACAACAGGAAGAUCAGGAUGAGGAGGACAAUGAAUAUGAAAGUCGAAUCACAGGUGCUGAUGGCAGUGACCAUGACAGAGUGGAAUCUUCCACCGAGGAGAGGCAAGAAGAGGAAGUAGAUAUUGAGGAAAUGGAUGAUAUGUGUCAGUCAGCCAGCAGUGAGGUUAGAGAGCUGGGCCAGAAAGACGAAGAUGUAGAUAUUGAAGAUAAUGAGGAUGAGGACGAAGAUGAAAACUAGCAACAGUAUGCAGAAAAAGAUUAGAGUUAUAUUUUAAGCAAAUUAUGGACUUAUUAGGGCAUUGUUAUUGCAAGUAGCUAUAUCAUGUCUGAUAAGUAAAGUAUCAUGAGCUUUUAAAGAAACAACCAAAAUUGCUGGUUGUAAUACAAGCUAAUGCAAGAUGACGUCAUCAUUAAUAUUUUACUACAAAAUACGGGAUGUAGGAAAAAAACUGGAUGAUUUAAUGAGAUGUUCCAUGGCAGUGUAAAUCAUGUGUACAGGCUUUGUGUCGUUCCCAAUCUAGACUAACUUUCACAUUUUUAUUUCAAACAACAGUAGAGGUUUUUAACAGUGGUUACUGUUAAAAUGCAUACCUGUUUUUUAAUUGCAUGGUCUAUUUUCAGCUAAAAGGACAACUACUGUAACUCAACUCUGUUGUGUUCCUGUUGGUCCACAUCAUUGUUUCUGUUUUUUCCAUGAUGUGCUUCUGCAGCAGAGGCAGAAGUUAAAAAAAUAAAAACCCUAUUAUUUUCUUCUAUGCAUAAGGAUUUAUAUGACCGUUAACACAAAAUGAAAACCCUUUAACCAGAUUUUUUUUGGUUAUGAGUUUAAUAUUUUUAAGACUUUGUGGUAAUCAAUCUGAAAGUGUAAGUUCUAAAUAAAUUUCAACGUAAAUACGAAACUGAACCAAAACUGGACCACUCAGGGAUGUUUAUUACAGUGGACUUGUUUCUUUGAUGUGUUUUUAUUGGGUACAGUAAGAUUUAUUACUUUGGUCUGAUUUAUUAAUAGUUAUUCAAAUUUUAAGGUAAAUUCAUUAAACUAAUUACAGACUUUUUUUUUUUUUGUAACAAUUAGCAGAUAGGAACACUUCUUUUUCUGUGCAUGGUAGGAAACUUAAUCAUUACUUUGAAAUAUAUGGCAGCUCUGUUUAGAAUAAUGGCACUAAAAUAGAUGGCAGCACACUGUUGAUCCACAUGCAUGAACAUGCUAUAAGCAGUCGCAAGCUGUAAGGAAUAAUCAUAUCCAUCUUUUGUUGUUGUUGUUGUUUUUUUUUGCCAUGGAAAAAGGAACUCAUUAGACCAGGUGGUCUGAUCUGACUUUAUCAAUAGACUAUUUUUUUGUUAUGAUACAUUCAUAAAACAUGCAUUAUACAUCUGUAUGAGUGUGUAUAUGCAGGUCAUUUGUAAUUUUUCUGUAUUGUCAUCGCCAGCAGUGCUAACUUUCUGCUGUAACCCUUAUCUUUUUUUUUCUUUUUUUUUGUUAAUUUAUUGGUAUAUGUAAUUAAUCUACUGCCAACUGAAUGAUCAUGCCUUAUCCACACAUACAACUUAAUUGUUGGCAAAGUCCUAGAAUACUAAGUUUGUACAUCCAAGAUGUUUAUUGUAAGUGUAAUUUCUAACCCUUAAUUAAGGGUUUAUAAUUUGUUAGUUUUGUAAUUUAAAGUGUAUUGGCUUAAAGCACAUGAAGAGAAAGCUAUUUUUGUGUGGUAAAGUUUAUAGCUUAAAAGUUUCACAUAUAUGGUAUGAUUUGUCUUUAAAUAAAUGUUCCUCUUUU